AGCGAACGCGCUCUACUACUCAUAUUGAAGACGCUGCUCCCUGUUUGCUCGUGCGCUUCACUGACCCACAGCACUGACCCACAGCAAACACCAUCACGCAUCCCGAAUGAACAGCAACUCCGACAGCGAAUCAGAAUCAUCCCUUCCCGUUCAAACUGUGCCAGCAAUCUGCUCUUCGCCUCCAAUCCAUUGGCGCCGCUCUACCUCUCCCGCUAUGGAUAACAAACUUGCAAUCAAGUCGGAGCCGCCCCUCACCCACGAUGCAGACUCUAGCCAGCCGCCGCUGCGGCGAGUGAGCUCUGAAGAGACCGAACGUCCGCCCUCUGCUCAGCAGCUUCCCGAAGAGGUAGACGAGCAAGCUGACCCCAAUGACGAUGAUGAGCUGGAAGAGGAAGAAACCGAUCCGGCCGACGCGGUUGCUGAUUUUGACUGGAACGGCUUGCACGAGCGGUAUCACGAAGCUGUUAAUAAAUGCCACGGUCAGGAGAUAGAGAUGAUGCAGGAGUGGGAAAGCAUGAUGACUUUUUUCCGCAUCUGGGUAGAUUCUGGGCAUGAGCAUGAGACGGGCCGGACAUACUCACGCCUUCGAACACGAAUGACCCACGUCCAACACUCAGAGGCCACACUGGAGAGAACCCGAACCCACUGUGAGCCAGGAUAGCCUUGGCCUUUCUAGAAUAUAUACGCUCAUACAGCCUAGAUAUCAAUGUUGUGAGAGCUUUCGAAAGUGCGCUUGACCUCCUCAAGGCC
Molecule: messenger RNA, 750 nt
Organism: Cucurbitaria berberidis CBS 394.84
Lineage: Eukaryota; Fungi; Ascomycota; Dothideomycetes; Pleosporales; Cucurbitariaceae
Exons: 3
Coding region: 107-661 (184 amino acids)
Source: RefSeq, a predicted model, not a curated record